AUGAGCUGCAGCAUCAAGAGAACAUCCAGCACCUCGUACCGCAGCGGCGGAGGUGGCGGGGCCUGUGGUGGCGGGAGCGGCAGGGGCUCCUCCGUCUCCUGCAGGCGCUACGCCUCCUCCGUCAUCGGCGGGGGCAGCUAUGGGGGGGGAGCGUGCGGCGCUGCCUACAGCGGGGGCAUGAGCGCGGGCAGCCUCUCUGGGGGCUUUGGGGGUUGCAUGGGAGGGGGCUUUGGUGGCGGCUUUGGGGGAGGCUUUGGUGCCGGGGGGGACCUCCUGCUCAGCGGCAAUGAGAAGGUCACCAUGCAGAACCUCAAUGACCGCCUGGCCACCUACCUGGACAAGGUGCGCAGGCUGGAGGAAGAAAAUGCUCAGCUGGAGCACCACAUCCGCGAGUGGUACAGGAAACAAGCUCCCAGCAUUUCAAAGGACUACAGCUCCUACUACCAGACCAUCGAACAACUCCAGAACCAGAUCAUUGCUGCCACUGUGGAAAAUAACAGAAUGCUUCUGGACAUCGAUAACAGCAAGAUGACAGCUGACGACUUCCGGAUGAAGUAUGAGAAUGAGUUGGUCAUCCGUCAGACCGUGGAGGCUGACAUCAAUGGCUUGAGAAAUCUUCUGGAUGACCUGACUCUGGUUAGAUCUUCCCUGGAAUCUGAGCUCGAGUCCCUGAAGGAUGAGCUGAUUGCUCUUAAGAGAAACCAUGAGGAGGAGAUGAGGCAGCUGCAGUCCCAGACUGGAGGUGACGUGAGCGUGGAGGUCAAUGCUGCCCCUGGCCAAGACCUGACAAAGAUACUGAAUGACCUGAGGAACGAAUACGAGCAGAUCAUCGAGAAGAACCGCAGAGAGGUGGAGCAGUGGUAUGAAGUCAAGAUUGAAGAAGUCAACCGUCAGGUCACUUCUAGCAGCCAGGACAUCCAGACAAGCAGCCACCAGCUCACUGAGCUGAGGCGCGACAUGCAGAACCUGGAGAUCGAGCUGCAGGCGCAGCUCAGCACGAAAGGCUCUCUGGAAAACUCCUUGGCAGAAACCGAAUCUCGCUACGGCUGCCUGCUGCAACAGAUCCAAGGGCAGAUCAACUCUGUAGAGGAGGAGCUGGCCAGCAUCCGCUGUGAGAUGGAGAGUCAGAACCAGGAGUACAAGAUGCUCCUGGGCAUCAAGACCCGCCUGGAGCAGGAGAUAGCUCAGUACCGGGCUCUGCUGCAGGAGGGACAGCAGGACAUUGUUGCCUCUCAAGCAGCUUUCCAAGGAGGUGGAAAAUCCUCCCAUUCAUACUCUUCUGCUUCCUACUCUCAUUCCCAGUGUGGCGACAUGUCAGGACAGGCAAGAGUGUGCUAG
Strigops habroptila (Kakapo) is the source of this 1338-nucleotide messenger RNA. RefSeq names its product keratin, type I cytoskeletal 16-like. Gene Ontology annotation, molecular function: structural molecule activity. The record is from RefSeq and is a predicted model, not a curated record. The transcript is spliced from 8 exons. NCBI's taxonomy places the organism in Eukaryota, Metazoa, Chordata, Aves, Psittaciformes, Psittacidae. The coding region runs from base 1 to 1338 and encodes 445 amino acids. Gene Ontology annotation, cellular component: keratin filament.